AUGGAGGCUGGCCGCCUGCUGAUCCGUAAAUUAAUUGCAGAGAAGUUGUGCAUUCCUUGGAAUGAAAUACACUUGCAAAGGACAUCAAAAGGAAAACCUUUCCUGGCAAAUAACGUGCUCAGUAUGUAUUCGAAUUACAACUUCAACGUCUCUCAUCAAGGAGAUUAUGCAGUUCUUGCGGCUGAGCCUGAGCUUCAAGUUGGCAUCGAUAUUAUGAAGACUAGUUUACCAGGUAGUAGCUCAAUUCCAAAUUUCUUUCGCAUCAUGAAGCGGCAGUUUACUGAGACAGAGUGGGGUGUAAUCAAGUCUAUGAGUAAUGAAUGGAUGCAGCUGGAUAUGUUUCAUAGGCACUGGGCCUUAAAGGAAAGCUUCUUAAAGGCUAUCGGAGUUGGAAUUGGCUUUAACUUGCAAAGAAUUGAAUUUAAUGUGUCUCCAUUGCAACUGGAAAUAGGGAAGGUUUAUAAGGAGACAAAAAUGCUUCUUGAUGGAGAGAAAGAAGAAGAGUGGACAUUUGAGGAAACCCGGUUAGAUGACCAUCAUCAUGUCGCAGUGGCUCUCGGGAAACAGAAGGGAUUUGGACAAAAGCAUUCUGAUGUAUGUGCUAUGGAGCCUAACCAACCACAGUUUACAUUAUUGACUUUUGAAGAUUUAGUUGCAUCUGGUAUUCCAGUCACACCUGAGGAUUCUGCAUAUUGGGAUAAUUUUUGUUCUAAGCAGGAGAAUCCAGUGAAACAGAGUUCAUAUUCAAGAUGA
Molecule: messenger RNA, 753 nt
Organism: Chaetura pelagica (chimney swift)
Lineage: Eukaryota; Metazoa; Chordata; Aves; Apodiformes; Apodidae
Gene: AASDHPPT
Product: aminoadipate-semialdehyde dehydrogenase-phosphopantetheinyl transferase
Exons: 6
Coding region: 1-753 (250 amino acids)
Cellular component (GO): cytosol
Molecular function (GO): magnesium ion binding; holo-[acyl-carrier-protein] synthase activity
Source: RefSeq, a predicted model, not a curated record